AUGUCUCCCACCGGUACCUGGUUGAUUACAGGCUCGAACCGCGGUAUAGGACUUCAGCUAACGAAGGAGCUGCUAUCCUCUUCCGCCAACACCGUUAUCGCGACCUGUCGCACACCUGAUACAGCGACGGAGCUGCAUGCGCUGGAGGAAAAUGUAGCGGGCACACUGCACAUAGUACCUCUGGACGUCAGCAGCGAGGCAUCCAUGCGGGAGUCGGUUCAGAUCGUCAGCUCAAUCCUCGGCGACGGAGGUAUAGACGUUCUGUACAACAAUGCCGCCAUCAACCCUACUUACGACACAGCGUUCAACUUCUCAUACCCUGAGUUUCUCGAGAUUUUGCAGAUUAACGUCGGCGCACCCGCGCUCCUCGCAGAGCUCUACUACCCAUUCCUCGAGCGCGGCCAGCACAAGAUGAUCGUGAACAUGACCACAGGUCUGGCCAGCUUUGGUUUAGACUGCGGACCGAAGUGUUCAUCGUACAGCAUCAGCAAGACGGCGUUGAAUAUGCUGACGUACAAGCAAGCGAAGGCGCGCCCGGAUUUCACUGCUGUCUGCAUGGACCCGGGAUGGGUGAAGACUGCGCUGGGAGGGGAAGGUGCCGUUCUGGAGGUAGAGGAGAGCGUGACUGGUAUCCUGAAGGUCCUGUCCUCCGUCAAUACGAAGGAUUCCGGCAAAUUCCUCAGGUACAACGGAACUCAGCAUCCCUGGUAGACACGCUCUCUAUAAAGUGUCUGUGUGUUGUUAUGGGUGCCCCCCUGUUUCAUACCUGCCCUGCCGAAUUGGGACCGAUAUUC
Molecule: messenger RNA, 794 nt
Organism: Laetiporus sulphureus 93-53
Lineage: Eukaryota; Fungi; Basidiomycota; Agaricomycetes; Polyporales; Laetiporaceae
Product: C-factor
Exons: 5
Coding region: 1-711 (236 amino acids)
Molecular function (GO): oxidoreductase activity
Source: RefSeq, a predicted model, not a curated record